Guillardia theta CCMP2712 is the source of this 2388-nucleotide messenger RNA. RefSeq lists its product as hypothetical. Bases 1 to 2388 code for a protein of 795 amino acids. NCBI's taxonomy places the organism in Eukaryota, Cryptophyceae, Pyrenomonadales, Geminigeraceae. The record is from RefSeq and is a predicted model, not a curated record. Gene Ontology annotation, molecular function: transcription coactivator activity; chromatin DNA binding; histone acetyltransferase activity. Gene Ontology annotation, biological process: positive regulation of transcription by RNA polymerase II. Gene Ontology annotation, cellular component: transcription regulator complex; histone acetyltransferase complex. The transcript is spliced from 9 exons.
AUGGUGCGUCUUUUUGAAGCGUUUACUCCACGAGUCUUGACAUCAAACACGUUCCAUGAGGUUUUGUGUGUGUGGUCGCCUGACUCCUGCCUUCACAGAGGUGAGCGCCUAUCUACCGCCAUGAACGAAAAGUUCAAGGUGGAAGGUGCCCACCUGAAGCCUGGCUUGACGGAGAGCUCAAGAGCGCUAGCUAAGACAAGCAGAGGACAAGAACAUGCAAGAUUGACAGCCGAUCUGCACUCAGGACAUGUGGGAGGCAGGAAGUCAACGCAGAGCAGCCUCCUGCGCUCCAACGCGGAGCAGUUUGCGGAUCUCAUCCCCGAAGGAAGCGAGGACUCGGAGGUGGAUCUGAACGAGGAUCUGAACGAGCUUGAUAGCAUCGAGGCUGAAAUCUUUGGGGGGACGCCGCAGGAGGCGAAGGGGGUGCACAGGGGAGGAAGGGAGGACGACGGAGGAGGCUCGCUGCUGAUGAAGGUCGAGCACAGGAGGGGGCCUCCGAUCCUCUCGCCGUAUCUGCAGCACCACAGGGUGGUGCCGUCGAGCAGGAGGGCAGAUUUUGAGAGCAAGUGGAUGCCCAAAGAGGUUAACGGCUCGGUGAUGACGAGGCUGAAGAAGGAGCUGGGAAGCAAGGCCGUCCCUCGAACCAUGUCCUUCCUCAAGUCGCUCAUGAGGUCGCUGAGCCGCCUCCUCCCGACGGAGGGGAGGAUGGCUCUCAUCGAGGCACUGCAGAGCUACGAGGCUGGGAAGCUGUCAGAGGUGACCCUUGCGGAGAGGAUAAAGGGGCUGGUGGACCAGUACAGGAUAGUGGUGCCACUUGAGGAUGGGCACGGUUACCUGCCAUGGAGGAGGUCGAGCAACGAUCCCCCUCCCCUGUCGUUUGAUGAAGCUUCUCCUGCCAACGACGGGAUGGCUGAAGUUUCUUUCACUAAGAAGGGGAAGCGGAAGCUUGACGAUCGUGACGAGUUGGCUGACAUGCAGGAUCCUGCAAGGCGAGCAGGGUUGAAACAGCAGGAGGACGAGGAAGGAGAGGAUGGCUGCAUGGAAGAAGGAGGGUCUUCAAGCAGAGGGGCAAUGCAGGGGGAGACGUCUAGUGAGCAACUCGAGGACACGCCGAUGGCGCAGCAUAUUACGGGGAAAGUAAGGAGCGUGUACAAGAGCAGCAUGCCUGUGAGGGUACGGGUGGUCGGGGAGAAGGUCUCAACGGCAGGAGGGUACCUGCAUCGCUCUAAGGCGAUCAUGGCGUUCCAGGAAGCGAGAGGGGGGAAAGAGAUCCUGCUGUUUGCCAUGUACACCAACGAGUUCGGAGCAGACGCGCAGGCCCCCAACACCGGGAGGGUCUACAUCGAAUGCAUAGACGGGCUGCCGCUGAGGCCGAACGAGAGGGGGGAGGAGAGGGAGGAGCUGGUGCGGGGGAUCAUGUACGGCUACCUGGAGUACAUGAAGCUUUGCGGCUUCUCCUUCAUCCACCUGCGGGUCCCUCCUCCCCACGACUCCAACUGCCAGAUCUUCUCGAGGAGGCCGGCGGACGUGCGGCUCCAGUGGUCCAUCAGGAUGUCCCUGUGGCUCAAGAAGCUCCUGCGAAGCGCCGCGGCCGCCAAGAUCAUCGACGCUUACCAGUGUGGAGCCCAUGGCAGCAUCCUCAACUACCCCCCGACGCUCCUCCCCGCCCGUCACCUCUACCUGGAGUGCACCUUUGCCAAAGUGGAAGCAGCAAGUGCCAACCGUAUCUCCUUCGCAUCCCAGCAGCAGCUGCGAGAAAGACUGUUUGUGGUUCGUCUGCACCCGGGUCCCAGGACAGGAGGAGGAACAGGCGUGCGCGCCAUCGAUCGCUCUCCCCUCGUCCCAGCGACCACCGCAGCCUCUCGGCAGGACCUCAUCAAGACGUUGACGACGCGGCGCUGGUCGUUUCACACUCUUGCUCAUGCUACGACGACGACAACGGGACUGUUGCAGAUGCUGAUCAGUGAGCAGCGAGCGGCGAGAAAGCAGGAGGCGACAGAGGCGUCAUCCUCCUCCUAUCCUGCUGCAGACACCUCGAUGGCUGCUGCUUCGAGCUCUUCCUCCAAGGAUGCAUUUAGGACUCCUGAGCGUCUAUCCCAGCAGCUAGCAGCCAUGCUCGAGCGAUCCGCCGAGACCACACCGAGUGGAUCAGUGCCAACGCCAGGACAAGAACUUGCUGAGAACCGAUCGGAGUUCCUGGAUUCCGUAUUUGAGGUCUGGGAGAAGCCAAGGGAAGAAAAGCUGUCUGCCAUCACUGCCAGCACCGUCUCGCCGCUCAUCCAGCCUUCUCCGAACCUCCGGCACAUGCAGCAUGAGAUGCAGGAGCUGGGGCAGCAAGAGAUUGACGAUGGCUCUUCCCUGUUCUGCAUGGACACCCUUCAGUUGUGA